Molecule: messenger RNA, 2743 nt
Organism: Pleuronectes platessa (European plaice)
Lineage: Eukaryota; Metazoa; Chordata; Actinopteri; Pleuronectiformes; Pleuronectidae
Product: protein phosphatase 1 regulatory subunit 12B
Exons: 11
Coding region: 100-1092 (330 amino acids)
Cellular component (GO): cytoplasm
Molecular function (GO): protein kinase binding; enzyme inhibitor activity; phosphatase regulator activity
Source: RefSeq, a predicted model, not a curated record
AGUCUCCCUCUCCCUCUCCCUCUCUCUCCCCCUCAGCCUCUCCCACUCAUCACUGCUGCAGUGUCUCGGCGCCUCAGUCACUGACCUUCCUCCGGGACCAUGCAGGCGUUUGUUGCCAGGUCAUUUCUGACCCCGGUCAGGGAUGAAGAAGCAGAGUCUCAGAGGAAAGCAAAGUCUCGUCAUGCCAGACAGACCCGCAGGUCAACACAGGGUGUGACUCUGACCGACCUGAAGGAGGCUCAGCAGACCAUCAGCCUGUCUCCUCAGGACAGCAGGCAGACAGAGGACGCUCUGAUUGACAGGUCCAGCCUGAGGAAAGGUUUCACAGAUGAGAGGAGAGUCAAGCUCGGCCCGACGGAGUCCACGGAAACAACAGAGAUCAGUGCAAGAUGGAGAAAACUGGACGAGCAGGGAAACAUUGAACCCAGGUUAGAAACCCUCGUCGAGAAUCCAACAGCAAACGAUUUCUAUUUGUCUGAUGCUGGAUCCUGUGGCCUGAACGCCUGCAACACUUCUUUUAGAGGUGCUGAGAGAUGGUGGAGAGAUGAGAAUCAGAACCCUGUUGAGGAUUCAGCACAGAUGAGCUUUGCCACGAGGCAGCAACAGAGACGACGCUGCCGUGAUGGUGAAGCUUCAGACUUCAACCCUGCAGAGCAUGAAAGACUGUCGAGAUACGACUCCAGUGGAGAGAGUGCGACGGACAGACCACUGGGCCGCACCAGCUCCUACACGCGCAGAGAGACCAGACUGGCCUCGCUGGGUAAAGACCCAGACUCCAGCGCCAAAGACUACAAGAAGAUGUAUGCUGAAGCUCUGCACGAGAACGACCGGCUCAAGUCCAGGUUGAACGACAGCAAACAAGAACUGGUCAAGAUUCGCUCUCAGCUGGAGAAAGUCACUCAGAGGCACGAGAGGAUAUCAGAGAAGUCUUCAGCACUUGAAUCUGAGAAAAGGGAAAAACAAGUACUUGAGAAAAGAGUGUCAGACAUGGAGGGGGAGAUAAAGAUCUUAACAGAGCUCAAGUCAGACAACCAGAGGCUAAAGGAUGAGAACGGGGCGCUCAUCCGAGUCAUCAGCAAACUGUCGAAAUGAAAAGAUAUGUGAGGCCCCAUAUUCUCUGUGUGUGGACGCUCUGACCCUGAAACAGCAGUUUCAUUUCCCCCAGAUAUCACCAGUCGUGACUCCUCUCUGAGUUAUGGUGGAUAAUGGUGAUGGGCCAUCAGGGCUGCAGAAAUAAAUUCCCACUGGCGACUGGUGAAGUUCUGAAAGGUGUUUAGAAGUUUUAAGUCAUUUUUUUACAAUGUACGGUGGAGUUAUUAGAUAGUGUUGUUUUUUCAUAUAUUAAUAUUUCACAUGAAUCAAAUAGGGACCAGUCGAACUAGGUUGUUUCAGACCCAGUUGAAACAAGUCCAGGGGCUUGUAUGAAGGAACUGCAUCUAAUAUAAAGUCACGUUUGUUGUCACAUCCUGAUCUUGUCACUGCAGAGGUUUUUUAAAGUUGUCUUAUUUAGAAAUGGAGAGAGAACACAAUUAUAUCAUUGAUUUAAUUUUUAAUUACUCCAGUAAUCAUCUUUUAAAGUGUAUUGAUGCCACGGCAGAAAGAAAACAAUUGAUCAACGUCAAAUUAUAACGAGAAAUGUUCAUCAUUAGAAUAAGAUGUUUUUACGGAAUUACGUCAGAAAAUGUGUCACGUGAUGGAAACAUUUAUCGUCACAACCAUAAAAUAUAUUUACUGCAUCAAAUUUUCACAUUGAAUCACAGUGAUAUGAAGUGUAAUAACUUUAAAACAUUUAAGGUUAUAACAUGAAGCCUGUAUCUUCAAAUUAGGAAACAUGCAGAGAAAAGGUUUGAUUCAUUUCUUCCUCAUGUUCGGUUGAGACUCGAUGAGAUUCGGUUGGUAUUGUUAUUUCGUGUGAUAACAAAACUCUGACGUAUCGAGUCACAUCUGAUUCAAACCUGAAGGAAAAAGUGUGGUUGGAGAAAAAUCUUUAUAUCAAUUAGAAUAUUUGACCAAACGGGUAAAAUGAACUGACCAAGGAGCUUCUGAUCCAGCAGAUAAUUGAAGUGUCGGUGCUGCAAGAUGCAAUUUCAGCGACAAAACUUCUCUCAAAACUCAAAACGUUGAAGGAUGAAAUCUUUAAUCUCUGAGAAACCGUGUCAGAAAUCCAAACAGCUGAAAUCUUUGGAAUCCUCUGGUUUCACUUCUCACUGAGGUGUUUGAACUGUAAAACUUUCCUUUAGAAACCUGUUAUCAUCGGCCAUCAUCAUAAUUUGUUAUUAAGAAAAAAAACAAGGCUUGUUUUUAAGAAACGUGCCUGAAAUGCACUUUGUACAGAAAUGACAGAGGCAUCACUGGUAUCACCUUUAGAAUAUUAUAUAUGUUUCUUUAGUAUAAUCGAUUAUUUUCCAAUUUCUGUGUUUCAGCUGUUUUUCAUGUGUUUCAUGUGUUUCAUAGAGGAUCUUUUUAUUUUACAUUUUCUGGUUGAAUAAUAAUGAUCACUAAAUCCUCAGAAUGGCUACACAGAAGAAACUGAGUACUAUAUUAUGUUUUGUAACAGAGAUAUAUUUAUUUAUUUAUGUGUCUCUUAGUUUUGAACUUCAUAUGUUGUUUCUGUCAAAGGAAUAAACCCGAUCUGGUUGAGCCGGUGAUGAAAACAUUAAGAUCAACAUCAUCCACCGGGAGAUUACACACUGCCGACAUUUAAGAUUCCAUAACUCUGUCUAAUAUUAAAAAUCGAGCACAA